Messenger RNA from Hipposideros armiger (great roundleaf bat), 9108 nucleotides. It is a transcript of the gene SLC7A14, whose product is annotated as solute carrier family 7 member 14. Gene Ontology annotation, molecular function: amino acid transmembrane transporter activity. Lineage: Eukaryota; Metazoa; Chordata; Mammalia; Chiroptera; Hipposideridae. Gene Ontology annotation, cellular component: plasma membrane. The transcript has 8 exons. Bases 358 to 2673 code for a protein of 771 amino acids. The record is from RefSeq and is a predicted model, not a curated record. Gene Ontology annotation, biological process: amino acid transport; transmembrane transport.
GGUGCGGAGUGUGUGUGUGUGUGUGUGUGUGUGUGUGGUGGGGGGAGGCGAUCUGAAUAAUUGAGGAGCUGUUCAGCAACAGCGGAUGCCUUCUGUUUUCCUUUGCCACCAGCACCGCGCAUCAUAGUGGAAGAGACAGAGCCCGGCGCUUUAAGUCCGGACCGCCAGCCACCAGCCCCCGCAGCCGGUUCAUCGCCUUCAGCCCUCAGACAUUCAUGCCCAGGAGAAAGCUUCUUUGGGUCCCUCUGGACCUUUCCUAAAAGGGAGAUCCUUGUGCACUAGAUGAGUCCCAGAAGCAUCCACUAAAGGCUUCCAUAGCCCUUUUCCAUCAGUUGACCUUCACCGUAAACUCCCAGGAUGAGUGGCUUCCUCGCCUCCCUGGACCCCCGGCGGGUGCAGUGGGGGGCUGCCUGGUAUGCCAUGCACUCCAGGAUCCUGCGCACCAAACCGGUGGAGUCCAUGCUGGAGGGAACAGGAGCCACCACAGCGCACGGCACCAAGCUAGCCCAGGUGCUCACCACCGUGGACCUCAUCUCACUUGGUGUUGGCAGCUGCGUGGGCACCGGGAUGUACGUGGUGUCCGGCCUGGUGGCCAAGGAAAUGGCAGGACCUGGUGUCAUUGUGUCCUUCAUCAUUGCAGCUGUUGCAUCCAUAUUAUCAGGCGUUUGCUAUGCAGAGUUUGGCGUCCGCGUCCCUAAGACUACAGGGUCAGCCUACACCUACAGCUACGUCACUGUUGGGGAGUUUGUGGCAUUUUUCAUCGGCUGGAACCUGAUUCUGGAGUACCUGAUCGGCACUGCGGCCGGUGCCAGUGCUCUGAGCAGCAUGUUUGACUCGCUGGCAAACCACACCAUCAGCCGCUGGAUGGUGGACAGUGUGGGAACCCUCAACGGCCUGGGGAAAGGUGAAGAAUCCUACCCGGAUCUUCUGGCUCUGGUGAUCGCGAUCAUUGUCACCAUCAUCGUCGCGCUGGGGGUGAAGAACUCUGUGGGUUUCAACAACGUCCUCAACGUGCUGAACCUGGCCGUGUGGGUGUUCAUCAUGAUUGCAGGGCUCUUUUUCAUCAAUGGGAAAUACUGGGCUGAGGGCCAGUUCCUGCCCCACGGCUGGUCAGGGGUGUUGCAAGGAGCAGCCACGUGUUUUUAUGCUUUCAUUGGUUUUGACAUCAUUGCCACCACCGGAGAGGAAGCCAAGAAUCCCAACACGUCCAUCCCUUAUGCUAUCACUGCCUCCCUGGUCAUCUGCCUGACAGCAUAUGUAUCUGUGAGCAUGAUCUUAACGCUGAUGAUGCCAUAUUAUGCCAUUGACACGGAAUCCCCACUCAUGGAGAUGUUUGUGGUUCAUGGGUUCUAUGCUGCAAAAUUCAUAGUGGCCAUUGGGUCGGUUGCAGGACUGACCGUUAGCUUGCUGGGCUCCCUCUUCCCAAUGCCAAGGGUCAUUUAUGCCAUGGCUGGCGAUGGGCUCCUUUUCAGGUUUCUGGCUCAUGUGAGCUCCUACACAGAGACGCCAGUGGUGGCCUGCGUCGUGUCGGGGUUCCUGGCAGCUCUCCUCUCACUCUUGGUCAGCCUGAGAGACCUGAUAGAGAUGAUGUCCAUCGGCACACUCCUUGCCUACACCUUGGUCUCUGUCUGCGUCUUGCUCCUUCGAUACCAACCAGAGAGUGACAUUGAUGGUUUUGUCAAGUUCUUGUCUGAGGAGCACACAAAGAAGAAGGAGGGCAUCCUGGCUGACUGUGAGAAGGAAGUGUGUUCUCCGAUGAGUGAAGGGGAAGAGUUUUCUGGCCCUGCCACCAACACCUGUGGGGCCAAGAACUUACCGUCUUUGGGAGACAAUGAGAUGCUCAUAGGGAAAUCAGACAAGUCAACCUACAACGUUAACCACCCCAACUACGGCACCGUGGAUAUGACCACAGGCAUAGAAGCUGAUGAAUCUGAAAACAUUUAUCUCAUCAAGUUAAAAAAGCUGAUCGGGCCCCGUUACUACACCAUGAGAAUCCGGCUGGGCCUGCCAGGCAAAAUGGACCGUCCCACAGCAGCUACAGGGCACACGGUGACCAUCUGCGUGCUCCUGCUCUUCAUCCUCAUGUUCAUCUUCUGCUCCUUCAUCAUCUUUGGUUCCGACUACAUCUCAGAGCAGAGCUGGUGGGCCAUCCUUCUGGUGGUUCUGAUGGUGCUGCUGAUCAGUGCUCUGGUGUUUGUGAUCCUGCAGCAGCCAGAGAACCCCAAGAAGCUGCCCUACAUGGCCCCCUGCCUUCCCUUUGUGCCUGCCUUCGCCAUGCUGGUGAACAUCUAUCUCAUGCUAAAGCUCUCCACCAUCACCUGGAUCCGGUUUGCUGUCUGGUGCUUUGUGGGUAUGCUCAUUUAUUUUGGGUAUGGCAUCUGGAACAGCACCCUAGAAAUCAGCGCCCGAGAAGAGGCCUUGCACCAAAGUACAUACCAGCGCUACGACGUGGAUGACCCUUUCUCAGUGGAAGAGGGUUUCUCCUACGCCACAGAGGGUGAGAACCAGGAGAACUGGGGUGGGCCUGCUGAAGACAAAGGCUUCUAUUACCAACAGAUGUCAGAUGCGACGGCAAACACCCGGACAAGUAGCAAAGCGAAGAGUAAAAGCAAACACAAACAGAACUCAGAGGCCCUGAUUGCAAAUGAUGAGUUAGAUUACUCUCCAGAGUAGGAGAAAACACACAGGAAAUAUGUAGGAAUGGUAAUGAUUUAUUUUCAGUAACUUAACCUAUGGGCUAGAAGGUGAAAACUUUUUUGCCUCUCAUUUCAAAAAUCCAACCUUCCCCAAAGUCAUAGCCUGUCAUUUGCUACUUUUGCUCUUCAGGGUAGGUCUGUCUAAGGGUGUAACCCUAGGUCCCCUAACUGGUCCCCUUGUAAAAAAAAAAAAAAACUAAAAAAACUAAACAAGAGGCUACAAGACAUUCUAUCUUAGGGCAACCGUCAGAGCUGAUGGCAGCAGAUGUUUCCUAGGUCUUUGCUUUGCUGCUUGAGUCUGCUUGCUUCUUACUGAGACCCCAGAAGCAAGGAGCAAACAUGUUGGACCACACUGAGCUACUCCUGGAGAUGGGCCAAAGCAGGUGGCUGUGGGCACAAGGCAGCAUUUCUACCAACUGAGACCACAAGGGCAAAGCUCUGUGCUCAACAUGCCCGCUGGGAGCUGCUCCCCAAGCGUGGGCAGGUGGCAUUGGCACUUCCUCAGCAAGCAACAUUUUGUCCUGAAAUCUCACAAAAAUGAAUUCAUGGAAAGAUACAUGCUUAUUUUUAUUCACCAAAGUCUCCAAACUGUAACUUUAGGGUCCAGAAAAGGUCAAGGACCCUGAGACCAUUUCCCCUAAGGUUUCAGAUUCACCAGAAAUCAAUCAUGCAGACCCAGUAAUGUGGUGAGAAGCGCCAUCAAAGCUCUCCUUAAAUGAUCAGGAAAAAAUGAAACAACCAUCUCUUGCAGUGAAGGCCAGAAGGGCAUUGGCAGAAAUUAAUUCUCUGUCAUGACUUCUCUUAUACCAGACUCUAAGCUCCUGCUGAUAUAACGAAAGAGGGCAAAGUUGGAGCAUGAUUUCAUGGCACUAAUAUGCCUUGAAGAAGGAGGCUGUUUGUUUUAUAAUCAGAUAAAAAUCUUUAUAAGGAGAAGUGACCCAGCCACUGAGAUCACAUUGCAAAAUUCUAUUUCGGAUUUCUAAAAUUAUGAAUUCUGUCGUUUUUGUGUGUGUGUGUGGUUUUUUGGGGUUUCUUUUGUUUUUUGUUUUUUUUAGAUAUGCCACCACUUGAUUGGUGGGUGCUACUCUGAAAACAAAAAUGUUGAAGCACAGCUUCUUAGGUAAUGGCAUUCCAUGAGAUCACAUUUCACUUCUGAAACUUAUUCUUCUGGAGGAGCUCGCUUUUAGCCAUGUGUUUUUCCUGCUAAUUUUUCCUCUAAUCAGGAUUAGAGCCGGUAAGGUCUCAAUCUGGGCCAGAAGAGGGGCUUUUAAAGGAAUUUUCUCUGAAACAAGCUAAAUGAGAGGAUCUGCAACAGGGAAAAGUACAUGAUCUAUAAAUUCUCCUCUUGGUUACAGGGACUCCAACACUGCAUUGAGACAUGUAUGCGUAUGUGUGAAGGCACAAUUUGGGUCAAGCUAAAAUCUUUGCGAGAAUUUCCUGAAAGGGGGGCAAAGUCACACAUUCCUUGCUCUCUCUCUCCUGGAUCUAGCCUUAUGCCAAAAGUUUUCCGGAAUACAUGGACUAACGUGUAAGUCUAUUCUUUCUUAAAGGUGAGGCUAGUGCCACCUUGGCACACUUUAGGAUUACAGAGAGGAGGCAGACAUCCAUUUUUUCACUCAACGAACACUGAUUGAGAAUGUCCCAAGUGCUAAGUGAUGGGAAUGAAAAGAUGUGUGACAUCCUCCCUGGGAGGCUCACAGUUCAGCGAAUGAGCAGCACUGGGGCCUGUUAACCGUAGAGAGAACAGCCGAGCCUGACAGCUCCCCCGCGGUUGAUGCACUGGGCUUUAACAUAGUACAAAAGGAAACAGUCCAUUGGAACUAUAUUUUAAUAUGCUUUUAAACAAAUUGCGUAUCAUACCCAUAGCCAAUGUAUGCCAUUUAAAGUCAAUUAACUACUAUUUUCUAGAUCUUCUUUUUCUUUAUAUUAAUUGUUUAAAGCUCUCGUUUCCUGAGAUCAUUUUAAUGAGAUGUGUUCACAAUGCCAUGUUUUCUCUCCCCUAAAUUUAACCAUAAAGACACAGUACCUAGUCUGUGAAAUACAUCCUUGGGAUUCAUUGUAAACUAAUUAUCAGUCAUUUUUGUGAAAAGGAAGUUUUGAACUGGUUUUAGAACUCAACAAAUCUGACUAGUUUAAAUGUAAUCUGUUAAGCUUGAGAUAUAUCCAGAUAGAUGGGGUGGGGCUGUAUUCAUUAAAAGUGUUCCAAGAGAAAUAUGAAUGCAAAAUAACAAAAUCUUAAUGUGGGUGAAAGAGCUUCCUUUUACUAGUGAGGUUUGGGUAUUAAAGUAAUAGUAGUCUGGGGAUAGAUGUAUGCCAUUUCUGCAGCAUGAGAAGAGAGAGCACAGGCUUUGGUAAAUACGGUUGGUAGUGAUUUCGGGAAGAUUCAAUGAGCCACUCUCAUUUCAGGAGUCACUUCUCCCAAAUAGUACCUCUAUAAUUUUUUUAAGCUUUGCUCUCCUUAUUUCUCUAAAGUUGGUUAGCCAUCUCCCUAGCAACCUUGGCUUAAAAAAAAUUAGUCAAUGUGAUAGAAAAAGGUUAUUUUCAGGUAAAUAGACAUUUUUUCUUCAUGUUGCCUAGCCUCUGUGAAACAGUCCCAGAUUUCACAAUGCAGUUUUCAAAAUACCAUCAAUCACUAGAAUGAUUUUAUUCAUGUUUCCUAACAAAUUUCCUAAGACCACAUUUGUGAAACCACCUUAAACGUAAGAUCACCUUAUAAGUAAUUACCAUAGAAACUUAGCUCUCUUGAAAGGAGUCCAAGGAAGACCUACAUUAUUUGAAUUCUCUAUUAGCAAGAACUCUUCCAGCAGGGUUUCACCAUGUGGAACAAUCCAAUUGUUUGAUUUUUUUAAUUGUAGUCUAUUUAUGGGUACUCUGCUUUGUCUCAAAAGGAUUUGAAGUGGCUAUCAAAAUACAGGUAAUAUAAAAAAAAAUUAAGUGAGGAGCUUAGGGAAAAUAGAAAGGAUAAGACAAAGCUAGAAGUGUGUUUCGUGCACAAUGCAGAACCUUGAUCUGCAUUGCUAAUUGCCAGUGAGGAGGCAACUUGAAAAAUAAUGCAGUUGUUGAUAAUGAUAGGAAGAAGUACUCCUACAUGAUAAGAACAAAUCUUUCCCCAUAAGAGCAGAGAAUUGCAAUAGCAUAGAUUAUUGACACCCACAGAUAAGCUUCAGACCUGGAUUUUGCCAGGUUACAUGUACCUGGUGUAUGGUGGAUGUUCAAUAAAUAUCUGAUGAUUGGAUGAAUGAAAGGAUAGCUAGGUUGAUGGAUAGGUGGAUGAAAGGAAAAAUGCAAUAUCAUUUAUUCAACACUUUUUUGUGGAGUGCUUAUUAUGUGCUAUGGUGUAAGAAAUAGGGGUAAUAGGAUAUAUAAAUAAAGAGCAAGAGUGAAAGUGACAGGUGAGAUGAGGGAGUGAUAAUGUGCAGUGGGGGUUCAAAUACGGAAAAGACCUCCUUCCAUUGGAAGGAAAGGUCAUAGAGCAUGCAGCCCUUGUGUUGAGCCUCAUGGAACAGGCAGAAUUUUGUUGGGUAGAAAUGGGGAGAAGGCUUGCUAAGUGGAGGAUCAGCAUGAGUAAGGUGUAAACUAUGGCCUGACUAAUAACGUGUACUGUGCCUCCUUCCAGGGAAAGCAAGAAGCUAGUCUGACAGGAGCUUAUGAUUUAUGAAUGACUUAUAUAUGGAACAGUAAGAAAUUGUGCUGAGAAGGCAGGUUAGGGCUCACCCACAGAUAGAUGUGAACAUAGAAAUGAGCUGGCUGGCUCUCCUUGGGUGGAGACGCACAGAAGAAGUGAUGAAAGUAUGAAUCAGGGGAGGCUGGACUUUAAGAAGCUGGGCCAGUGACUUCAUCUACCUAUGCAAGGAGUUAACAAAUCACAUGCACACUCCAAGCCAAUUUAAUGUAUUAAAAAGGAAACUAUCCAUACUUAAAGCAAUUUAUGAUUCUCCCUUUGAGUCCUGUGUCUGAUUUGAUCAUUGACCUAGGAGGAGCGUAGGCAUUUAACAUGUAGACAAACAGCACAAAGUUAUUUGCAGCCACUUCAAAAUUUUCAAUAAUAAGUUUCAACAACCAAACCUAGUAGGUCCUUACAUCUAUCUAAUCUAAACUGUAAAACCUUAGCUCAAGAUUUUAUUCAGCUUGAGCACAAGGCCACUUUGAACUAGGGAAAGGAAUGGAAUGAUAAGAAUUAGGUUAAGAAUCCAGUUCUACUUCUUAGUAACAAACUAAUAUUUAAUCAAAUGUCUACAUAAUGGUCAUGAUGAGCCUGUUUAAAUAAAUGGGAAAGAAAGUUGUUGGAUUUCAUGAUCCCUUUUCCCUGAAACCUGUGGACCAGUCAGGAUGUAAACCUAGUAAGUAUUGGGAAACAAAACACAGAUUCCUUCACAGAAAUACCUUUUCUCUAGUCUACUGUAAAGGGUUGAUAAACGACCUCCUCUACAUCACACUUGCCAGAAGUCUACCUUACAAGGGGCUGCCUCUUCUCUGCUUUGUAAAGAGAAGCUAAAGGAGUUUGAGAAUCAGCCUCAAAGAUUAGAGGAAAUUCCCACCAGGCUUUACCUAGGUCCCGAGAUGUCAGUGAGGGUCAACCACAGGUUUACCUGUCUUGUAUCUCUGAUUAGAACGUCUUGUUAGGUGGAGAAGUCAGAAAUCAGGAAAUGGGUCUGAAGCCAGCGCUGGGGUCAGCUCGCUGAGUCCAGCGGCAGUUAACAGUCCACUCUUGGAUUUAAGCCUUCAGGUUAGUAAGCAAUCCACAGAUGGCCUUCAUUUCUUAUGCUUGUGGGGAGGGGGGUGCCAAGGAAACACACACUCCAAAGUUGGCCACGAGGUCUGCAUGACAGCACUCCAUUGUCAUGCCAUUUGGAGUCAGACUAGUCAAGGAGGGUGAUUCUAUCCAAACUUUUUAUGAAGCUUAAGUUUCUCUUGUAUGCAUGUAACCUCCCUGACACUGGGGACCUGUUUGUCUACCAGGGCCCUUUGCGGGGGCAGAGGGGAGAGAGAGACCAGGAUGCUGUUUUACCACAGAGUUUAUUUCCUUCGUAUUUCUCUGUUGGAAUGGUGACUGGUAGCAAAAAGCCCCUUUCAUGUACAUAAUUGUUGUCCACUUUUACUUUCUCUAGAGGAGAGGCUGUUGUGAUUUUUUUUUUUCCUCCUUAGGAGCAACUUCCUUUCUAAAAUCUUUCCUCUUCUUGUUCAGCUUGAGUAACACAUGCAUCAGUCUGAAAUACCUAGGCAGUUGCCUUUUGCCAAAAUUACUUCUCCAAGAAAAUGUUCUCUUUUUUUGAAGAACUUAAAGCCCAAAAGGGAUUAGUGGAAGUUUUGAAGGCUAUCAAAAACGAACAUGUAUUCUGCAGUAUCAACUCAAAUAAUGUUAGAAAUCCUUCAACAGUAUUCUACAUGCAUGGAAUUACAAAAUUUAUAUAGGACUUUCACAAAGACAGCUUUGGGCUUGAAGUCUUCUGAAAGCAGCUAGCUCUACUUUCUUACUCUUUGAGAACAGUUAGUGCAUUUUGGUACAAUAAAGAAUGGAAAUGGCUUUGUAUUCAAACUGGGAAGCAGUGGCAGCAUAGAUUCUUUCAUUAGGGACUCGCUCAGUGCUUUUUAUUUUUUCUCCUUUACAUUUUCCUGACAUUGAAUUGGUAGCACUGGCUAAAGAGAAUCGUGGGUUAUGUGAACUUCCCAGGAAGUGCAGACGAUGAAUGAUGGUGUUCAUUCCGAUAUUGGGAUGAGGAGACUGUUCCUUGCACACCUCCUCCUAAUUGGUCUUGGCAGUCGCCGAUCCACUUGUCUCAGUUACGCUCUCCAAGGAGAGAAUCUACACUGGAAACCAUAAACCCCCACUUUCCAAAGCAAUGACACUGAUAAUACUAAGAUGGCACAUAAAUACCUCAACCGCCUGGGCUGCAGAAGGGGCUGCAGGUUUUUCAGAGAGCAGCUAUUUUUCUCAUCCCAUAUAGUCAUACCAUCUAACAACACGACUUGACAUUUUAGCUUUCUCUCACUGUGGAAAAGAAAGGUUACUGUUCAAUUAUUAUCCAAAGUUGUAAGUACAGCUUGUACAUUUUACUAACUUGUUUCAUUUUUGUUUGGUCCUUGAGAAGUACAACUUGCUUUUUGCAGCUGGUAAUUUCUGGUGUCGUUCUCUGAUAUAUAAUAUAUAUAUAUAUAUACAUAUAUAUAUUUUGGUAUGAAAUUGCUGUAUUUGUUAGUUUGUUCGUUUUGUGGUUUUCAAUUCCCAUUGAUGCACUGUACAAUGGGGUGUUGUAGUGUAUCAUGAAGAAACAAAUAAUAUGAAGAUAUGUUUUGGAGUAUGUUUAAUUUUGAAAUGACUGUGGUGUUGACAAUAUAUUGAUUUACGAAGAUAGUAAGGGGAAAUUCUAAAUUUACCAAAAUGUGUAUAUUUUAAUAAAUGCAUAAAGCUUUA